Naegleria lovaniensis is the source of this 1704-nucleotide messenger RNA. RefSeq lists its product as uncharacterized. Lineage: Eukaryota; Heterolobosea; Eutetramitea; Acrasida; Naegleriidae. Gene Ontology annotation, biological process: response to oxidative stress. Bases 1 to 1704 code for a protein of 567 amino acids. The transcript is spliced from 4 exons. The record is from RefSeq and is a predicted model, not a curated record. Gene Ontology annotation, molecular function: peroxidase activity; heme binding.
AUGAAGCAACAACAACUCGUCGUUGCUCUCGCAGCCUUCCUCCUCGCCUCAACAGCUGCUCUCGUUCUCUCCACUCCCAUCACUCUCCGUUCAUUACGUAAACUCUCUCGUCCCAUCUACUCGAAUUGUUAUGGAUCCAAUUACGAUGGCGUUGGUGUCAAUGAGAAACAUCCAACGUGGGGAAUGACCAGUGAACCAUUAGUAAGAGUCUCUAAAGCUGCCUAUUUGGAUGGAGUGAAGGAGCCUCCAAGAUUGGCCACAAGUGCUCGUGUCAUUUCCAAUGCGUUCAAUAAGCAAGGACAAUGCGAUGAAAGUAAUGAUCAUGAUUUGUCGGCCAUGUUUUAUGCGUUUGGACAAUUUGUGGAUCAUGAUAUUAGUUUUGAAGGUACUGGUUUGAAAUUCACUGAAACUCUCAAUAUUGAAGUCCCUCCUGGUGAUGUCUGGACCACUCCCUUACCAUUCACUCGCGCCGUUUUUGCCUCCAAUAAGCCAACGUUCACUAACGAACCCGUUGGUCCCGUGAAUUUCGUUACCGGUUAUAUGGACUGUUCUCAAGUGUACGGUAGUGAUUUACAACGUGCACGUGAGUUGAGAGAAUUCAAUGGCGGUUUGUUGAGACAUCAAUUGGCUCAUGGACAAGAAUUCUUGCCAAAGACUCGAGUGGAUCCAACCACUGGAUUGUUCUAUCUUGGUGCAGGAAACAACACUGUCAUUGCUGGAGAUACCAGAGCCACUGAAGCUCUUCCAAUUUCCAUCAUGCAAACAUUGUGGUUGAGAGAACACAAUCGAGUGGCUCGUCUCGUUGCUCAACGUUUCGGAGUUGCUCAUUCCGAGGAGUUGUUGGCUCAGUCCGAAGUCGAUGAAUGGAUUUUCCAAACUGCUCGUUCAAUUGUUUGUGCUGAAAUUCAACACAUUACAUAUCAUGAAUACUUGCCAAGAUUGUUGGGUUCUCAAUCACCAAAUCCAUGUGAAAUGGAUUACGAUGAAGAUGUUCGAGUGACUGCCAACGUUGAAUUUUCCACUGCUGCCUAUCGUUUCGGACACAGCAUGGUCGGUUGCAGUAUUCACAAAUUCACAGCCAACGGUACUGAAGUUCCUCAAUUACCAUUCGAUUUGGCCUUCAACGCCUAUCCACUCUUAAUGGCUGGUCCAGAGGAAUAUGACAUGUUCUUGAGAGGUAUCAUCAAGCAUCACUCAUUCAACUUGGAUGAAAAAGUCGUCGAUGGUUUAAGACAAGUCAUUCGUGGAAGACUUGACUUACCAGCUCGUAACAUGCAACGUGGACGUGAUUUGGGUUUGCCAGAUUACAAUACCAUUCGUAAGGCUGUGGGUUUGCAACCUCAAAAUGCCACUCAAAUUACUGAUAAUGAAGAAUUGCAAAACAAAUUGAUUCAAUUCUUUGGUCCUAAUUUGGUGAAUUUGGAACCAUGGUUGGGAAUUUUGAUUGAAAAGAAGACCAAUGGAGGUGAUUCCUUGUUGGGUGAAUUGGGAACUUUGUUGAUUAAGGAUCAAUUUGCCAAGUAUGUGAAGGCAGAUAAGUGUUUCUAUAGCCAUAAUCCUCAACGAUGGGCUCGUGCUGAAUUGAAAUGGGAUAUUGAAAGAGUUACUUUGGCUGAUAUUAUUGCUGAAAAUACUGGAAUUCCAAAAAGUGAUAAGGCUAUGGGAACUUCUCCAUGGACUGCCAAGUAUGGUCCUUUGGUGUAA